AUCUAAUUCAUCAACAAAGCCUCUCUCUCAAAUCCUAACAAAAACCAUCACUUCAAUCCAAAUUCUUGAGUGCAAAAUGGACAAUGUUUUCAUACACAAUCCUAACACAUGGAAAACUACACUUUGCCUUUUCCUCCUAAUCACAACUUUUUUGAUUUCCAACUCUGCAAGAAUCCUAGAUGAAUUUGACUCUCAACCACAAGCUAUAGGCAAUCUACCAGGACCUGGAGCUGCCAUUCCUUCAGCCACAACCAUACCACAGAUAAGCCCUAUUACCGCUUCGCCAAGUGCGAUAACACCUGCAGCCACUGCCACCACCACUACCACACCGGUUUCUGGUGGAGAUAUCAAUCCAGACCCUUUAGUCUCAGAAAAUGAAGCACCAGUUGUGGACAUCCCUCCAGUUGUGAGUCCUACCACAGAUGAAACACCAGAAGAACUUCCACAACCAGAAGCUGAAGUGCCACUUCCACCGCCAGAAGCUGAGGUACCACUCCCAGCUGUUCCUAAUGCAACGCCGGUUACAGCAAAGCCUAUAGCAAAAGAGCCGUCGUUUUCUUUCUUCAUGCAUGAUAUCCUUGGUGGAUCACAUCCAUCAGCAAGAGUGGUAGCAGGAAUUGUAGCAAACAGUGAUGUAACCGGCUUACCAUUCUCCAAGCUCAACAACAAUCUCUUCCCUAUUACUGGAGGAAUUCCAUUAGUUAACCCUAAACUCAAUGGCAUUGUCACAAACAACAAUCUCCCAAACCUUGUAGGUCUCAGUGCUGCUCAAUCCUCGACUGUAUUCAAAAACAGUGGCACAAGUAACACUGUUUCCGGAGGCAACAAUCAACCUUUUGUUUCGGCGGGUAAUCUUCCUGGUGGGUUUACAGUCCAGAAGCUUAUGUUUGGUUCUGUGACAGUAAUUGAUGACCAGUUAACAGAAGAGCAUGAGCUGGAUUCUUCUGUGAUAGGAAGAGCACAGGGGUUUUACUUGGCAAGCUCAUUGGAUGGUACUAGUAAGACCAUUGUGCUUACUGUUUUGGUGCAUGGGGCUGAGCAUCAUGAUGGAGCUGAUGACACUAUAAGUCUGUUUGGGAUUCAUAGGACGGCGUCGCCAGAAUCUGAGAUAGCAGUGAUUGGUGGGACUGGGAAGUAUGAGAAUGCUAGAGGAUAUGCUGCAAUUGAGAACCUACUGAAGGAGGACCAACACACCACAGAUGGGGCUGACACCAUCUUGCAUUUCAGUAUCUACCUCACUGAGUAGUGGCUACUGUGAUUGGUUUUCAUACUUGAAUUUGAAGUUUGAUUUGGCUUUGCUGUCUAAAAUUUAAAAUUUGCACUCCUUAAGUUAAUGUUCGAUUAAUGAAACAAGACUGAUCAUUCUGCUUCUUUUUUAAUUUUGUUGUCAUUUUUAGAUAAUGCCUAUUUGCAUUUUACAUUCUGUUUUUUCCCUCAUUGCUGCUACAUGCUGUAAGAACAUUCUGUUGUAAUACAAUAUUGCACAA
This is a messenger RNA of Medicago truncatula (barrel medic), 1487 nucleotides long. RefSeq names its product dirigent protein 24. The record is from RefSeq and is a predicted model, not a curated record. The transcript has a single exon. NCBI's taxonomy places the organism in Eukaryota, Viridiplantae, Streptophyta, Magnoliopsida, Fabales, Fabaceae. The coding region runs from base 77 to 1246 and encodes 389 amino acids.